AUGAGCUCAACCAACCCAGACUACACUGGGAAGCCUGGAAACCCAGGCCCUUGGAACACUGGUCUUUGCGACUGUUGCUCCGAUGUCAAAACCUGUUGUUUGACAAUGUGGUGUCCAUGCGUUACUUUUGGGCAGAUUGCUGAGAUUGUGGAUAGAGGAAACACGUCUUGUUUUGUAGCAGCCACGCUUUAUGCAAUUGUAGGUUUAUCUAAGUGGGGAUUUUGUCUCUCAUGCUUCUAUCGCACUAAAAUGAGGAAGCAAUUCAUGUUGGAGAAGAGCCCUUGUGACGAUUGCCUUGUUCACUGGUUUUGCGAGCCUUGUGCCUUGUGUCAAGAGCAUCGCGAGCUCAAAAUCCGUGGAUUCAACCCCAGUAUCGGAUGGCAUGCAAAUAUGGACAAUCAGCAGGGAGUGGAGAUGGCCCCCAAGGUGGAAGAAGGCAUGAACCGUUAGGGUCGAAGAUUAUUUCCUUACUAUGUUGUUGAAUCUCAUGAAUUAAUUAAUCAUUGUCUGCAUGCAUCUAUCUCUGCACCCGAUUGCCGUUACUGUUUCUCGUACGGAACAAUUAUAUCUAUUGCAAUAAUUAUUCCUAUUGCCGUCAUGAGAGUGUAUACUUGGCCUCAUAGUCCUGCUUGGAGCACUGAA
Molecule: messenger RNA, 642 nt
Organism: Vitis riparia (riverbank grape)
Lineage: Eukaryota; Viridiplantae; Streptophyta; Magnoliopsida; Vitales; Vitaceae
Product: protein PLANT CADMIUM RESISTANCE 2-like
Exons: 4
Coding region: 1-450 (149 amino acids)
Source: RefSeq, a predicted model, not a curated record